Phoenix dactylifera (date palm) is the source of this 2199-nucleotide messenger RNA. RefSeq names its product indole-3-acetate beta-glucosyltransferase-like. NCBI's taxonomy places the organism in Eukaryota, Viridiplantae, Streptophyta, Magnoliopsida, Arecales, Arecaceae. Gene Ontology annotation, molecular function: quercetin 3-O-glucosyltransferase activity; quercetin 7-O-glucosyltransferase activity. The record is from RefSeq and is a predicted model, not a curated record.
GCCGCACACACCGCCAUGGCCCAUGUCUUGGUCCUCCCAUAUCCCAUGCAGAGCCACAUCAACCCCAUGCUCCAGUUUGCGAAGCGGCUGGCCGUCAAGGGCCCCCGGACCACCAUCGUCGUCACCCGCUUCAUCAUCAACACCAUCGACGUCGACGCUGGCCCGGUCUCCGUCGAGCCCAUCUCCGACGGCCAUGACGAAGGCGGCAUGCAGUCCGCCGUCAGCCUCGAAGACUACUUCCAAAAGCUCGACGAGUUCGGCUCCAAGACCCUCGAGGAGCUGAUCCUGGCCCAUGAGAAGUCUAACACUCCCUUCACCUGCAUGAUUUACGACAGCUAUGUGCCGUGGGGCCUCGCGGUGGCCAAGAAGUUCGGCCUGCCGGUGAUUGCUUUCUCGACGCAGUCAUGCGCUGUAAGUGCUAUUUACUACUAUGUCCGUGAAGGGAAGCUUGAUGUCCCCAGGGUGCAAGCUAUUGAGUCCUUCGAGGGUUUGCCGCCGAUGGAGAGAUCGGAUUUCCCUUCAUUUGCUUUCAGGGAUGGAUCAUACCCGACCCUCACCGCAUACGCUCUGAAUCAGUUCAAGACGGAGAAGGAUGACUGGGUCCUAUUCAAUUCAUUCGAUGAGUUGGAGAGCGAGGUGGUACGAUGCUUGAAGAAAUAUAUGCAUGCGAGGACCAUCGGGCCAUGCGUGCCGUUGAUGGACGUGGACAAGCACGACGGAAGCGACACCUACGGCAUGAGCACCUUUGAAGCUGAGAAGGAUAGCUGCAUGAAGUGGCUCGAUGCGAAGCCACCUGGCUCCGUGGUCUACGUCUCCUUCGGCAGCUUUGCAUCCUUAGGAGUCGAGCAGAUGGAGGAAUUGGCAUCUGGCCUCAAGGCGAGCGACGAGUACUUCCUGUGGGUGGUGAAGGGCCCUGACAGGAAGAACCUCCCUCGCGAAUUCAUUGAAGAGCCACCGGAGAAGGGACUCCUCGUGAAGUGGAGCCCGCAGCUUGCUGUCUUGGGCCAUGAGGCCGUGGGAUGCUUUGCGACGCACUGCGGCUGGAACUCGACGCUGGAAACGCUGAGCUUCGGGGUGCCGGUGGUUGCGAUGCCGCUUUGGACCGACCAGCCGACGAAUGCCAAGUACGUGGAGGAUAUGUGGAGGGUUGGCAGGAGGGUGAGAGCAGGGGAGAAGAGGAUCUUUCUUAGGGAUGAGGUCGAGAGGUGCAUAAGGGAGGUGAUGCAUGGGGAAAAGAGUGAGGAGAUUAGAAGGAAUUCGAGGAGAUUGAGGGAUUUGGCCAAGAAGGCAUUGCGUGAGGGUGGGAGUUCUGAUCAGAGCCUAAAUGAGCUUGUGGGGUAUCUGAAUGCAAAGGCCAAGGAUCGUAGUGCCUCGCAGUUUUGACUGGGGGGAGGAGAAGAGUCUAAAUUGGAGUUAGAACUAAACCACCUUGGAGUAUGCGCCUAAUUAAUUGUUUCUCUAGUUUGGUCUCGUUGGUGGAAGAACAAUGUUAUCGAAUGAUUAGUUGCAAUUAAUUAAGAACAGUUUAUCAGGAGCUGUUAUCAAAUUAAACCAGUGUCAUUGAAUAUGUCAGACAAUGCUUUAAAAGCCGAUGAUGGAUCAAAUGCAACGCAUACUCUUGCAAAUUGUUUUUUGUUUUUUGGGUGAAAAAGGAGGCAAAGCAGCCCUUUAUUUUAUUUAGAGGGAUGAGCUCUUGCCGUUAGACUUUGGAACUUAAUUUGCUGCAUUUCUCACUCUCAUGAAGAUUCAUAUGAACUGAAAACCUGAAUUUAUCAGCAUAAUUUAUUUACAUAUCAUCAUGUAAGCCCCAAGCAUGAAGGUAUGUCUCCCCAUCAAUGUUUUGAUGAAACUUGGCAGCAGGUAUUGCAGUCCAACAUGAUACUCGCUUGAGCUGCUCUAAUUAAUUUUCUAUGUUUUCUGCAUGGUAGGGCGUGGUUACAAUUUGAUAUCUGCAAGUGAUUCCUCCAGGACCAAAAGCUUCAUAGGUGUCAUAUUUUGAGUUGAAACAAGUGUUUUAAAGCAUGCAUAUGAGAAGUAAAAGAUGUGAAGUCUUCAUAGAGACGUGCCGCAAUUGGUAGAUUUUCUAAAUUACCUUUCCUGCAGUAAUUUACAUUUUCCCAAUGAUUGUUAAUAUUCUCUAAGAUAUACUGAAAUUUUUGCUUCAAUCUAGAAUAACUUUUUAGCUCUUCAAAAUGAUAA